Molecule: messenger RNA, 1562 nt
Organism: Saccostrea cuccullata (small rock oyster)
Lineage: Eukaryota; Metazoa; Mollusca; Bivalvia; Ostreida; Ostreidae
Exons: 7
Coding region: 4-1062 (352 amino acids)
Source: RefSeq, a predicted model, not a curated record
AAGAUGGAAAAAUUUGUUUUGUUUAUGUUUUUAAAAAUAUCAUUUAUAGCGGGGGACAUCAUUUUGCAAACAGAUGAGUUUUGUUCUGUCUGUUAUGAAGAGUAUUGUAGAAACCCAGCGUAUUAUCGAACCAAGUACAACUUUCAGAACAGCAUAGAUGGAUAUGAGGAUGUGAGGUCGCAGUCUUAUAAUUUUUACCAGGACUCAAGGAACUGCAUUGUAUCUAUAAAGGCCAAACCAGAGCACCAGAUCACAGUCAGUUUAGACGUCCUGGACAUUGAUGCUAACCAUGGCCCUGUUAACGAAGAUGGCAUUCCAUCCUACUGCAAAGAUUUUUUGAAACUUUUUAAUGGGCCCCGUGUUGACAAUGCCAGACUGAUCCCUGGAUUUCCUCCUGGAGGUCUGUGUGGGAAAAUCCGAUCCUCUGCAGAUUUCCCCAAUCUGAGAUCUUUCAAAACUACACAGAAUGAACUGACUGUACAGUUUGUUACUGACAAUAAAAAAGACAGCAAAAUCGGAUUCACGCUCCGGAUAAGGCAGAUUCCUUACUCUAAUCCGGGGAACCUGUAUCCAGAUGGCAGUAAUCCUGGAGGUUGGAGUGAUGGCUCUUUCAAUGAGUUCCAGAAUAACUGGGAUGAGCAGAUUGUGAUCCCCGGGGGACAGGGUCCAGGCAGUGGGAAUGACUACGACAAAGAAACCAAUGGUCUGACCUGUUACUCCUGUAGUUACUGUAAUGUGGAACCAUUCAAACCCGAGGACUCCGGGGUAGGAACAGAAACAGGGUGUCAUGUCUGCUCCAAAGAGUGGGACGAUGAAUAUCAGGUCGCCAGAAGAAAAUGUUACUCCCAGAUUGAAUAUUAUAGAGUGCUACAAAGCUUGGGAACAGUGUUGGAGCCAGUUACAGACUACAUCGGUUGUAAGAAAUUUAUCACCACCUACCAACGAGCUGUUAACUACUGCUUUUGCAAAGGCAACAAGUGCAAUGCUGGCAAUCAUGUCAUAUACAAUCCAAUAGUUAUGAUUUUUAGCCUUUUAUUAGUGAGAUUUUUAUACAAGCUAUGAAAACUUUUGAAAAAGAAGCUAUUUUAUAUCUUCAAGGUUGUGCCAUUGUUUUUCAAAGGAAUAUAUAAUGACUUCAAAAACAUAUCAUUUUUGAUAAUUUUUAUAAAUAUAUAUUUUGAAAUUCAUUCCAAUUGUUUAUAUUUUUUAAUUCAUUCCAAUUGUGUAACUUUAUAUUUUAUACUGAUGCUUUUCUUGUUGUAAAUUUUAUUGAAAAGAAAAUCUUGUUAUUGUAUGGUUGUUAUAUACAGUCAGUCCUCAUUAUCGUAAACUCACUGGGACCAAUUAAUAUAAACAAAGAUAUCUAAAGAUUUGAGAUAAAGAGAUUAAAAUGUUCUAAAAUAAAACAUGACUGGGACUUUCAAAACACUUUGAUGUAGUAUAGGAGAUAUUGAUAUUUAAAAAUACAUGUACUGAAGUCCAACUGUUCUUGUAAAAUGUGCAAAAUGUUAUUCAUAUCAGUUUAAUUGUUUUGUCAUCUGUACCCAUUCCUGUUUUUUUUC